Larimichthys crocea (large yellow croaker) is the source of this 2325-nucleotide messenger RNA. RefSeq names its product homeobox B8a (gene hoxb8a). Gene Ontology annotation, biological process: regulation of transcription by RNA polymerase II. The transcript has 2 exons. The record is from RefSeq and is a predicted model, not a curated record. Bases 576 to 1406 code for a protein of 276 amino acids. Gene Ontology annotation, molecular function: RNA polymerase II transcription regulatory region sequence-specific DNA binding; DNA-binding transcription factor activity, RNA polymerase II-specific. Gene Ontology annotation, cellular component: nucleus. Lineage: Eukaryota; Metazoa; Chordata; Actinopteri; Sciaenidae.
AGAGAGAGAGAGAGAGAGAGAGAGAGUGAGGGAGGGAGAAAAAAUAUGAAACAACUCAUUUGCAGAGGAGUAAAUCACGGAAAACCCGUUUGAGAGCGCGACAGGGCUCCCGCUUACAGCGCUAACACCGGAAUUGUGAUGCGCACGAGCCCUUCCUCCUCUACUUCUCCCUCUUCUUCUCCUUCCUCUUCUUUUUCUUCUUCUUCGCCGGAGAUUUUAUGGAAUCGGUGUGAUUGUUGUUAUUGUUGUCGCUGUGGUUGUUGUGGCUCUUACUGCUCUGGCUGGUUGCCGUUACCGUUACUCACACCGCUCGUCUGUUGUGGCCGUGAGGGGGGAAACACCACAACAACGGUCACCGACACCGGCGGCAGACCUGCCUCACUCUCUCUCUCUCUCCCUCCCCUCGGUCUGUGUGUGUGUGUCGGUGUUUCUCUGCCUCAAACCGCACGACAGAAGCAGAAAAAAAAAAAGAAAACACAACUGAAAGCCGCCGGUCGCUUCCUUCAGUCCCUCUCUGACUCCGCCGAGCCGAACACAAACUGAAACAACAAUAAAAAACAACAACAACACAAAAGAUGAGUUCAUAUUUCGUCAACUCGCUCUUCUCCAAAUAUAAAAGCGGGGACUCGUUACGUCCGAACUACUACGAGUGCGGUUUCGCGCAGGACCUGGCCGGUAGCCGGCCCACCGUGGUGUACGGCCCGGGCUCCGGCGCCACCUUCCAGCACGCUCCGCAGAUCCAGGACUUCUACCACCACAGCGCUUCUACGCUGCCAAGUAACCCGUACCAGCAGAGCCCCUGCGCGGUCACAUGCCACGGCGAGCCGGGCAACUUCUACGGAUACGACGCCCUGCAGAGGCAGACGCUUUUUGGGGCCCAGGACGCGGAUCUGGUCCAGUACAGCGACUGUAAGCUUGGAGGCGCGCCGGGGCUCAGCGGCGAGGACGCGGAGGGAACCGAGCAGAGCCCCUCACCGACGCAGCUGUUCCCCUGGAUGAGGCCGCAAGUAGCUGCUGGCAGGAGGAGGGGCCGGCAGACCUACAGCCGGUACCAGACCCUGGAGCUGGAGAAGGAGUUCCUGUUCAACCCAUACCUGACCCGGAAACGCCGCAUCGAAGUGUCGCACGCGUUGGCGCUGACGGAGCGGCAGGUGAAGAUCUGGUUCCAGAACCGGAGGAUGAAGUGGAAGAAGGAGAACAACAAGGACAAGUUCCCCAGCAGCAAGAGCGAGCAGGAGGCGGUGGAGAGGGAGAGGAGGGAGAAGGAGCUGCGGGACGGAGGCACGAGUGGAGGUGGAGGAGGAGGUGAUGGAGAAGGUGGUGGAGGAAGCUCGGUGGCGGGCACGGCGGGGUCACAGGCCUCUGCCGGUGAGGAUUGCUGCGAGAAAACCCACAAGCAGAUCUAGGGUAGAAAAGCGGUGAAAAUGGAGGGUUGGGAUGGAGGAGAGAAGGGGGGCGAGGAGGCUGUAAAUGUUGGACAAGAAGGGGCGAGGGAGGGUUCGGGUGGGUUCGGGGGUGCUGUUUUUUUUUUUUUUUUUUUUGGUCUUAGGCCAUUGGACUGCCCCGCUGUCUCCACGAUUCAAUCGAUGGGAAGAGGAACUUUGAGUUUUCCAAAAUGGCGACUGACGAGCUGGACGGACUUGGAGGGGCCUCGCGCCUCUGUCUGCUGACUGUACAAAGCGCGGGAAAGAAAAAAAAAGAAGAAGAAGAAAAAAAAAAAGACGCAAUGAAGCAAGAAAGUGAACUUUAAAAAAAAUGAAAUACAUCAAAUCGAUUCGGGCAAGGGGGGGUGGAUCAAUCCAACUCAAACAAACAUAGUCUACUCUAGUGUUUAAAAAAAAGAAGAAAAAAAAAAGAAAGAAAAAUGAUAGCUUCCUUUCUUUGUGGAACAAUUAUCGUGGAAACAUUUCUAUAUUGUUAGAAGUUUAUCAUUAACAAUUUUAUCUUUGGCAGCUGUAUAGUUUUUAAGUUAAAAAUGAUGAUGAUGGUGCACUUUUUACUGUACUUCUCACUUCUAUGUUGUUGUUGUUAUGGCAAUGAUUGAUGAUGAUGAUGAUGAUGAUGAUGAUGACGAUGAUGAUGAUGACGUAGCAAUUAAUGAAAUUUCCAACAACAUGAAACUGCCUAUUUAUGCCGUUUUAGUAGGUCGGGUCUCUUUUUUACACACUCUAAUUGUCGUUUUAGUUCGUUUUUUGAUCGAUGGUGUUUGUUUUAUGUUGUCUUCCUUUUUUUUCUCUUUUUGGGUAAAAAGCAUGCGCACAGUGCAGAUUUAAAAAAGAGAACAUUCAUAAAAAUAAAAACGAGAAAAAAAUGUGAGAAAAAAAA